AGCGCGAGUGGGAGGCAAGCUUUGUGUGGAGAAUCUGAAUGAGCGGGCAUUAGAUGCUGCUAGGGAAUUCAUUCGAUUGUUUAAUAUAUCUUUACAUAAAUAUAUGAAGUGAUAUUUUCCGGCUUUGGUGCUAAUUGUGGUUUACACCUCUAUGGCAACAUCGGCAUAUCAUCUUAUCGUCAUCACCUCCGCAAGGAAAUAACGGGUAGGGCUGCUGGUAUAUUUAUUUAUUUUCUCCCUCAUGCGUCCUGCAACGUUGCUGGAAACGCGAACGAGCCAGGCAGCGAUAUUUUACUGAUCAUGGAUUAAUGCUUGUGUGAGCUGCAUAUGAAAGAAAGGCUUCCAAUGCUGAAUAUGUCCACUUCUAGUGACCUUAAGUCUCCCUGCAUGACACGGAACGGCAUGGUCAAGCUGCCCCCCCAGCCCAACGGCCUCGGUUCGGCCAGCAUCACCAAAGGCACUCCAGCUGCCAAGAACCGCCUCUGCCAGUCCUCCUCUGUGCCCACCAUCUUGCCUCCCCCUAGCCUGCCCUAUCACCUGGAGCCCCUACCCACAGCAGCCUCACUGCUAGGCCCCGACCUGGACACAAGCCCAGUGACUGCCAUCAAACCCCCCCUCAGGCAAUUCCCCAAGCCCCUGCUGGAGAGGCAACUGGUGCUGGAUGAGAAGGUACUGAACCGGCUCUUGUGGUACUUUACAACGACCGAAAAGUGCAUACUCGCCCAGGUGUGCAAGACAUGGAGGAAGGUGCUAUACCAACCCAAGUUCUGGGAGGGCGUGACACCCAUCCUGCAUGCCAAAGAACUCUACACUAUUCUGCCCAAUGGGGAGAAGGAGUUUGUUAGCCUGCAGGCGUUUGCUCUAAGAGGCUUCCAGUUCUUCUGUCUGGUUGGCGUCUCUGAUUUGGACAUUUGUGAGUUCAUCGACAACUAUCCGCUGUCAAAGAAGGGAGUCAAGUCUGUCAGUCUGAAGAGGUCGACUAUAACGGAUGCAGGACUUGAGGUGAUGUUGGAACAGAUGCAGGGGUUAAUGCACCUGGAACUGUCUGGCUGCAAUGACUUCACGGAGGCCGGUCUGUGGUCCAGCCUGAAUGCACGGCUUACCUCCCUUAGUGUCAGCGAUUGCAUCAACGUGGCUGACGAUGCCAUCGCCGCCAUUUCCCAGCUCCUUCCCAAUCUAUCGGAGCUCAGCCUGCAGGCGUAUCACGUGACCGACACGGCCAUGGCCUACUUCACCGCCAAGCAAGGCUACACCACUCACACGCUGCGCCUGAACUCCUGCUGGGAGAUCACCAACCAUGGCGUCGUCAACAUGGUGCACAGUCUGCCCAACCUCACCUCCCUCAGCCUGUCGGGCUGCUCGAAGAUCACCGAUGAUGGUGUGGAGCUGGUGGCUGAGAAUCUAAGGAAGCUCCGGAGCCUGGAUUUAUCCUGGUGCCCCCGCAUCACUGACAUGGCCCUGGAGUAUGUCGCCUGUGACCUGCACAAGCUGGAGGAGCUGGUUCUGGACCGGUGUGUGCGAAUUACAGACACAGGCCUGGGUUACUUAUCCACCAUGUCCACUCUGAGGAGUCUCUACCUGCGCUGGUGCUGUCAGGUACAAGACUUUGGGUUACAGCAUCUAUAUGGCAUGAGGAGUCUUCGACUUCUCUCUCUAGCAGGCUGCCCUCUGCUGACCACCACUGGCCUUUCAGGCCUGAUCCAACUGCAGGAUCUGGAGGAGCUAGAACUGACUAACUGCCCCGGCGCCACCGCCGAACUCUUCAAAUACUACUCCCAGCAUCUGCCACGCUGCAUGGUCAUCGAGUAGUGCAAAGAGCUUCAUGGGCCCCGGCACCCUCCACAUCACCAAAACCUCCUCCUACAGACUGAUGAUAAACCCAACUUCAUCCUGGACCCACAGGGAGGGAACAACUUUAUUUUUUUCUGGAGGGGUGAAAAGGGAUCAUUGACAUGGAAGAUCUGAGAAAGGGUUGGAACAGGCCUUGACUGACAAGCUAGAGGGAAACUGUAUAAAGCGGAGUGGGUCAGAGGCUAGAUCUUUCAUUCAGUAAUAUGACUCAUUGUAAUCAGUCCCCAUAUAUGAAACAUGUUCCUCCAUUGAACUUUGAGACUAGCUUCCAUGUCUCAUCCUACCUUGUUUUAUCUCUAAGUGAAAAAGGUGUGUUGCCAGUUUACUCGGUUUCUCAUAUCCAGGGAAAGGUAGUGAGAGGGAGAGAUAGAGGAAGCAAGAAAGGGAAAGAAAGAGGUUUAAAGAGCAACUGCAAUAGGGUCUCUUCGCUUUUGUCCAGUGGCAUCCGUUUUAUUUCGCUCCCCUCGGUGGUGCUGCCACUCCAUUUUGGUGUCUUAACAAAGGACUCUAGAGAUGAACAGCUACGUAGAUUUUCAUAUACACGCUACUCCCUUAUUGUCAUGCGGUUCUCUUUUUUGUUUUUUAAAUAUUAUUUUUGUAAGUAUUAUUUUUGAUGAAAAGGAUUACUGUGAAAUAUUUAUGGUAUGCGUUUGAGGUUUCGAACGCUUUUUGAUGAGAUGGAAAUAAAAAGGAACCAGCAUUAACAGAAGUCAGGAGGUU
Molecule: messenger RNA, 2571 nt
Organism: Xyrauchen texanus (razorback sucker)
Lineage: Eukaryota; Metazoa; Chordata; Actinopteri; Cypriniformes; Catostomidae
Product: F-box/LRR-repeat protein 16-like
Exons: 6
Coding region: 328-1809 (493 amino acids)
Biological process (GO): SCF-dependent proteasomal ubiquitin-dependent protein catabolic process
Cellular component (GO): SCF ubiquitin ligase complex
Molecular function (GO): protein binding
Source: RefSeq, a predicted model, not a curated record